Culex pipiens pallens (northern house mosquito) is the source of this 777-nucleotide messenger RNA. RefSeq lists its product as uncharacterized. The transcript has a single exon. The record is from RefSeq and is a predicted model, not a curated record. Lineage: Eukaryota; Metazoa; Arthropoda; Insecta; Diptera; Culicidae. Bases 1 to 777 code for a protein of 258 amino acids.
AUGUCAACGUCGCCGUCACCACCAACAACAACUACAACUACAACAGCUACUACUACUAAUAAUAAUGCUACUACAAUUAUCACAUCAUCAUCACCACCACCACCACAACACUCAUCAUCAAGCGCGUCAUCGAGUUCGACGACGACGACCUCCCUGUACCAGCUGCCAGCGACGUCCGCCGGUUCUGCGGGGUCAUCGCCCAUCACGACGCAGCUGCUGCUGCAGCAACCGACGGGACGCAAGGGCCACCAUCACCACCACCACCACAAUCACCACAUUGUGGCCACUUCUUCGUCCUCGUCAUCCUCUUCUUCGCUUCUGAUCAAUCAUCUCACCGCCAGUCCUGCGGCGGCAAGCUCUCGAACCGCCGACGGGCCGCCGCUGAAAAAGGGUGGGACCGGGAAAAGCUCGACGGCGACGCCGGCGGCGGUGACGAAAAUAGCUGCUGGUUUGGCUAAUGCAGUUGCCGCGGCGGUCGCGGACGCCGUCACGGUCGCCACCAUCGGCCGCAAUCUGAACCUUAAUCUGAACAACUACUCGCAGCUGCGCCAGCAGCUGGAAAUGCAGAACGGGAACGGGACGGGCAGCGGUGCUGCCAGUUCGGCGGAAGUUGGCGGCGGUCAGUUGAAGCAGUUUCUCACUAGCGGCGGUCGUGGAGGCGUCGGUAACAAUCAUCAUUCCCAGCAGUAUCAGCAGCAGCAGCAAAGUCAGGGUCAGCGUCGAAAUGCUGCCGCGGCGAUCGACAGUAGUAACGGCAACGGCAUCUGUCUGCAGUAG